GGACAAAGAGAGAGAGAGAGAGAGAGAAGUGAACUUUUGAAUAUGUUUCAUAAACUAAAAUGUAACAAAAGGACCUGGUCUGGAGUAAUUACCCCAGUCGAUGCUAAAAAUCAAGUUAGCUGGUGAAAUAAUGAAACUGCCUGUUGAAUUUUGAGAUGCACCAGUCAGUAAGGUCAGCAGACAACAAAAUGAGUUUUCUGACCUGCCAUUUCCUUACAAUCAAAUGAAUGCACAGACAUGCUGUCGUACAACUCUGCUGCUAUGACAUCAGUGCAGGCCUGACGGACAUGUAAACCAUUUAUUAUUAGCCCUGCUGGGUCUAAACCCAGGGUUUAAAAUGAAUAAUUUCCCAAUGGGAACAGAAGCCAGCAGUGCCAUUAUGAGUCUCCUGAACUACAUAAACAAGGUCAACAAGGGAGGAAAAAGGCAACCCUAAUACCCAUUUGUCACAGGAUUACAGAGCAGUAAGCAAGUAAGUUGCAUUACAUUACACAGUGACUCAUUUUGUUAUUUUCAUUUGCACUGACUACUAAAAGCAUAUUGAAACAGGCAGCAUUGUUGCAUACAUUCCAGUCAGUGAGGAGAAACUCUACCAGGAAAUAAAAACAGUGGUCUUAAAAAACAUCCAGAUCCCACGGCCCUUCGAUUUAUCCUUAUCCUUUUAUCCUAUCCUUUUCUAUCGUGUAGAAUUUUUCAAUACUAGUGCCAAUGAGGUACCUGAAUUUAGGUACCAACAACACCUAAACAGUGCUUCUUCUGGAUACCCCACUUUGAGGAAUAUAAAACAAAAUUCCUUUUAACAAAUGCAAAAUUUUGUCUAAACACAAGCAGCUGAAUGAGAACUUUACCUGAAUAAGAUACAGACUACAACUACAGACAGAAACUGUCAGAAAAUAAGAUGAAAUGAGUACGAAUCUGAACGCCAGAUCUUGGUACUUAACAGUCGAUACUCAGUGUUUCAUACUCAACACAUUUCAGUCAGUACCAAAAAAGUAGGUUUGAUACCAAGCCCUAAUCAAGACAGCAGGACAUCAUCUCACACCUCAACACAGGUACUUUCUAAAGUGGAUCUCGAGAAAAGAUAAGACCAAUCCCAAAAAGGAAAAGGUGUUUAAAACAUGAGAAAGUAAAAGAAGGAAAGAGAAACACUUAUGAAUGAAGUGGAGAGGCAGGAUUUAAAACCAGACAGAAUAGAGUGAGAGACAGAGAACAGAGAGCAAAGCGGGGUCAACUGUAUGUGGUGGAAAAAGUUACCAACACAGUGCUAUCAAAGAUACACACACAUUGCUACACAGCAAGACAUGCACAAAAAUACGUACAAGCACACUUGGUUAGAAAUGAGGUUGGACAAGCCACUGAGGUCAAUAUAGCUGAGGGGAACAGACAGAGAGGGAGAGGCAAAGACAUAUACGUACACACGUACACACGAACACACACACACACACACACACACACGCACACACACACACACACACACGCACACACACACACACACACACACACACACACACACACACACACACACACACACACACACACACACACACACACACACACACACAGAGUUCAGUUGAGCCUGGGAAAAUCAGCCCAGUACCAAAUAAGUAACUGCAGUGGGAGACUGUCUGGUGGAGCCAGAGCCACUUAGUGCUCACUGGGGAAGAGACUGUUUGACAGAGACAGAGAGCAACGCAGUCAAAGUCAGAGAGAUGGAAAAUUGAGAAAAAAUGAGUAAGACGGAUAUAAAAUAGGAAGAAGUGAGGUGUGUUAGAGAGAAGAUUAUCAACAAGUCCAUCAGCAGGGAAAGAUAUAGUUCUGAGAGCUCCUUAGCUGUCAGGUUGGGAAUGAAUGAAAAAAUGUUGAACUGAAGUGUCCCCUCAAAAAGAGAAAGUCAAGAGAAGAAAAGGAAGAGGACAAAAUAGAAACUGUUUAAUAGAGAAGAUUUAUCACAAAUGUUUUUAGCUGCCCUGACCUUCCAAAAGUAUAAACCUCCACAAAAUAGAAAACCCCUCAGAGAGAGAGAGAGAGAGAGAGAGAGAGAGAGAGAGAGAGAGAGAGAGAGCAAGAGAGAGUCAGAGAGGGAGAGAAAGAGUGGGAAGAGGACUACAACCAGUAGCACCAACAAAUAAGUGGCUGUUGCCACAAGGUUAAGCUUUCAGGGUGAAUGAGAGAAAGGGGUUCCAGGCAACAACAGUGGAGACAGAGAGAGAGAGAGGGAGGAAGAAAGACAGACGGACAUCUCCACUGAACGGUCACAUGGGCAGAUAACUACAACAGAAGAUGACCAAAUUGUGAGACCACUAUUAGGACGGGUCACUAACUGAGAAAUGUCAAUUCUGAAUAUGACGACAUCCAUUUACAGUUUGAACAAGGAGUAUUGGAAACUUCGGCAAUAAUCAUUAGUGAGGUUUGUAAGCGGUCCAGGACUAAAGCUGUGUGGUCUUUUCAAACCCUCUGUGACUACGACAAACCAGCCUAACAGCGAACACUGGUGCACGUGUGGUGUCUACUGUAGACCUACUGUAACUCUUUGACGGGACUCCAGUGGGACUUGGAUGCAUAAAAAGACAUUUUUAAUUUUAUUAGGACUUCAACCUGUCAUUGUCUGUUCUAACUACUCUGUUGGGACUUUGCUUUUAAAAUACAACAUCUUUAGUUGUAACUGAUUUAUACGUUUUCGGUCGACAUGCACAGCAACAUCGCAUUUUCCAGGUUUAAAUUUUGACAUUACAGUAACUGUGCUUGACGGUAACCUUAACUGCACUACUGGGACUACUCAAAGAAUACUUUUUAUGUUUGGUUUAGCUUUCGUAUAGUUAGAAAUUCAGACAUAUUUGUAAGCAGCACUGUUGUCCAAGAUGGAUUAGGUGUGCUUUUGCUGCAGUAAGUGAUCAGAUUUGUGGGGAGAGCUCAGUGCAUCAGUCAUGAGUAACAGUGUUGAUAUCAUUUUAGUUUACUGGAGGUCUGUCAGGGUUAGGUGUUCUUACAGUAACACGCAUCUAUGCUUGGAAUUAUUGUUGUCUGAGAAGAACCAUCACUUCCUUUGUUUGUAGGAAUGGAAUUUAUGACAUUGGAGGAGUAAAUUUUGAGAUUUACAGCUACCAAAACUCUUAUCUAAGAAGAUAUUACUACUAGGGUUUCACCUUUACAGCUUCCCCCUGAGGCUUAACUACAGGUACGUUCAAAUUGCUUUUUUACUACUGAAGCCCAGUUCUAAGGAGGAUUUGCCACAACUGUUGUGACAGCUGUAUGUGCACUACCAGACUUGACUAAAGGGACAUUUACACAGUGCUGCCCAUUACAGUAGUGCACCAUCGGUGCAUCCUUCGCACCUGAAGAAGAAAAAUCUUCUGAGAGGAAGUGUCACAUUAACUUGGGCAUUACCUUCAUUGAACUUUUGACCAGAUAAGGAAUUACUAGAGCUGCAAUUCAAGUGUAGUCUGAGCAACUUUAAGUUCUAGAGAGACUCAAAGAGGCAAUUACUAACAGACUGUGAGACUACUGAGAGACCAACGGAGCCAUGCUGAGAGGCCUAUUUCAGAGGAAACCUAAACAUGAGAGACUGGAGGAGGAACCUGAGGUCAGAUUUAAAGGCUUGCUGGUGUCAGAGAGAGACCUGGGAUAUACAUACGUCCGACCUGGAGGCUCCGACUACUCUCCCCCUCCUUCCCUUCCUCGCCCUCCACCCCCCGGCCUGACCAAUGAGCACAGUGGCGGGGGAAGCCAUGGCGACCAUGGUGGAGGAGGGGGCGGGGUUAACCACGGGGUGGGCGUGGUGGGCCUGGCCCCGGAGCACAUCCCCACACCGGGCGCGGCCCUGAGCUGGCAAGCGGCCAUCGACGCUGCGCGGCAGGCGAAGAUGAUGGGCAGUGUCGUAUCGAGCGGAGGGGCGGGGCUUGGGUCGGGAGGGGGCGGGCCCAUCUCCACGGCCAGCUCCACGCAAAGGAAGAGACAACACUAUAGCUCUAAACCCAAGAAACAGACAACGACAACAGCCACAAGGCCGCCACGGGCCCUACUCUGUCUCACGCUCAAGAACCCCAUCCGCAGGGCCUGCAUCAGCAUUGUAGAGUGGAAACCAUUUGAGAUCAUCAUCCUGAUGACCAUUUUCGCCAAUUGUGUGGCCUUAGCCGUCUACAUCCCCUUCCCUGAGGAUGACUCAAACGCCACCAACUCCAACCUGGAGCGUGUGGAGUAUCUGUUCCUCAUCAUUUUCACAGUGGAAGCAUUCCUUAAGGUAAUAGCCUACGGCCUGCUCUUCCACCCCAAUGCCUACCUGAGGAACGGCUGGAAUCUGCUCGACUUCAUCAUCGUAGUCGUAGGGUUAUUCAGUGCGAUCUUGGAGCAGGCCACCAAGGGGGACGGCGGCACUCCUAUUGGAGGAAAGGCAGCAGGCUUCGAUGUCAAGGCUCUGAGGGCAUUCAGAGUACUCAGACCCCUCAGACUGGUCUCGGGAGUACCCAGUUUACAGGUAGUGUUGAACUCCAUAAUCAAAGCCAUGGUUCCUCUGCUCCAUAUCGCCCUGCUGGUCCUCUUCGUCAUCAUCAUCUAUGCCAUCAUCGGCCUGGAGCUCUUCAUGGGCAAGAUGCACAAGACUUGCGUUUCCGAGAAUACAGUCACAGGCACCAUUCCGGAGGAAAAACCAGCACCGUGUGCACCAGACGGAGCUUACGGUCGACACUGUAACCGUAACGGAACAGUGUGCAAAAUGGGAUGGGAGGGCCCAAAUGACGGCAUCACCAACUUUGACAACUUUGCCUUUGCCAUGUUGACGGUGUUCCAGUGUAUAACCAUGGAGGGCUGGACGGAUGUGCUGUACUGGAUGCAGGAUGCUAUGGGCUAUGAGCUGCCAUGGGUCUAUUUUGUCUCUCUCGUCAUCUUCGGCUCCUUUUUCGUUCUCAAUCUCGUUCUGGGGGUGUUGAGCGGAGAGUUCUCCAAAGAGAGGGAGAAGGCCAAGGCACGUGGUGACUUCCAGAAACUCAGAGAAAAACAGCAACUGGAGGAGGACCUCAAGGGCUAUUUAGACUGGAUCACUCAGGCUGAAGACAUUGACCCAGAGAAUGAAGAGGAGGGCAUGGACGAUGACAAACCCAGAAACCGAGUGUCUCCAGCCCACCUGGGUAAGAAGACCAGUAAGCUUGCCUGGUUCAGUCACUCUGCUGACUCUCAGGACGGUAAGAGUCAUCGUUUUCAGUCUCUGCGUGGAGCCGUGAAGAAAAAUGCGGCUUUCCUUCGUAAGGCGUUGAGCAUGCCAGCCAGUGAGAAUGAAUCAGUCAACACAGACAACGCCCCCGGGGGAGACGUGGAGGGGGAGACCUGCUGUACCCGGUUAGCAAAUAGGAUCUCCAAAUCCAAGUUCAGUCGAUACUCUCGGAGGUGGAACAGGCUGUGUAGGAGAAAGUGCCGGGCAGCGGUCAAAUCACAGGUUUUCUAUUGGUUGGUCAUCUUCCUGGUUUUCCUCAACACUCUGACCAUCGCCUCUGAACAUCAUCAGCAGCCUCAGUGGUUAACUGAUGUGCAAGACAUAGCCAACAAAGUGUUGCUAGCACUCUUCACUGGUGAGAUGCUGUUGAAGAUGUACAGUCUGGGUCUACAGGCGUACUUUGUUUCGCUCUUCAAUCGCUUCGACAGCUUCGUAGUAUGUGGAGGAAUUCUUGAGACCAUUCUGGUGGAAACCAAGAUCAUGUCUCCUCUCGGGAUCUCUGUGUUACGUUGUGUACGCUUGCUGCGAAUCUUCAAAAUAACCAGAUACUGGAACUCCCUGUCCAACCUGGUGGCCUCCCUGCUAAACUCUGUUCGCUCCAUCGCUUCCCUGUUGCUCCUGCUCUUCCUCUUCAUCAUCAUCUUCUCCCUGCUUGGCAUGCAGCUCUUUGGGGGGAAAUUCAACUUUGACGAUACCCGACGCAGCACCUUUGACAACUUUCCCCAGUCUCUGCUCACUGUGUUUCAGAUCCUUACAGGAGAGGACUGGAACUCUGUGAUGUAUGAUGGUAUCAUGGCGUACGGUGGACCGUCCUUCCCCGGCAUGCUGGUUUGCAUCUACUUCAUCAUCCUAUUCAUCUGCGGAAACUAUAUCCUACUGAAUGUCUUCUUGGCCAUCGCUGUAGACAAUCUGGCAGAUGCUGAGAGCCUUACAUCCGCCCAGAAAGAAGAGGAAGAGGAGAAGGAGAGGAAAAAACUGGCCAGGUUGGCCAGUCCAGAGAAGCGUCAUAACAACGAGAAGCCGCCUCUGGAGGAGGAGAAGAAGGAGAAGAUAGAGCUGAAGUCCAUCACUUCUGAUGGAGAGACCAACACUGCUACUAAGAUUAACAUGGAUGAGUACUGUGGAGACGAGAGUGAAGAGAAGAACCCAUAUCCUGCCAAUGAUUACAUAGGAGUCGAUGAUGACGAUGAGCCAGAGAUGCCAGUGGGCCCGAGGCCGCGGCCACUCUCCGACAUUCAGCUGAAGGAAAAAGCCAUUCCCAUGCCCGAGGCCCGCGCUUUCUUCAUCUUCAGCCACACCAACAAAUUCAGGGUUCUGUGCCAUAAGAUCGUCAACCACAACAUCUUCACCAACCUCAUCCUCUUCUUCAUCCUGCUCAGCAGCAUCAGUCUGGCAGCCGAGGACCCGGUCAAGAAUGACUCCUUCAGAAACCAGAUCCUGGGCUAUGCAGACCAUGUCUUUACUGGACUCUUCACGAUAGAGAUCAUUCUUAAGAUGACAGCCUAUGGAGCCUUCGUCCAUAAAGGUUCAUUCUGUAGAAACUAUUUCAAUAUCCUGGACCUGGUGGUGGUCAGUGUGUCCCUCAUCUCCUCUGGAAUACAGUCCAGUGCAAUUAAUGUGGUGAAGAUCCUGAGAGUCCUACGAGUGCUCAGACCACUGAGGGCCAUUAACAGAGCCAAGGGACUAAAGCACGUAGUGCAGUGCGUGUUUGUGGCCAUCAGGACCAUCGGCAACAUUGUCAUCGUCACCACGUUGCUCCAGUUCAUGUUCGCCUGUAUUGGAGUACAACUCUUUAAGGGCAAGUUCUUCUUAUGUACCGACAGCUCUAAACAAACUCAGGCAGAUUGCAGGGGUUCCUACAUUAUGUAUAAGAACGGUGAUGUGGGGAAGCCUAAGAGAGCCCAGAGACUGUGGGAGAACAGUGACUUUAACUUUGACGAUGUCCUGCAAGGCAUGAUGGCUCUGUUUGCUGUGUCUACCUUUGAGGGCUGGCCAGGGUUACUGUACCGAGCCAUAGACUCUCACGCUGAGGACGUCGGGCCCAUCUACAACUACCGCGUGGUCAUCUCCAUCUUCUUCAUCAUCUACAUCAUCAUCAUUGCCUUCUUCAUGAUGAACAUCUUCGUCGGUUUCGUCAUCGUCACAUUCCAGGAGCAAGGAGAGCAAGAAUAUAAGAACUGUGAGCUGGACAAGAACCAGCGUCAGUGUGUGGAGUAUGCUUUGAAGGCACGGCCGUUGCGUCGCUACAUCCCCAAGAACCCCUACCAGUACAAGGUGUGGUAUGUGGUGAACUCCACCUACUUUGAGUACCUGAUGUUCACACUCAUCCUUCUCAACACCAUCUGUCUGGCCAUGCAGCAUCAUGGACAGACCAAAAAUUUCAAUGAUGCCAUGAACAUCCUCAACAUGCUCUUCACUGGACUCUUCACUGUGGAGAUGAUCCUUAAACUGAUCGCCUUCAAACCAAGGCAUUAUUUUGUUGAUGCAUGGAACACAUUUGAUGCCUUGAUAGUUGUGGGUAGCAUUGUUGACAUAGCGAUCACUGAGGUUAACCCAGCUGACUCCUCCUCGUCCUCGUCCUCCUCCUCUUCGUCCUCCUCCUCCUCUUCCUCCUCUCACCCCCCUGCGGUAAGGCCAAUGGUACGCUCUGACGGUAACCUCGUCCGCCUCCCUACCUCCUCCACCAUCCCUCCAUCCUUCCAUCCUUCCAUCCCUCCUCCUGCUACACCAACCAUGGGACUGCAGAACUCUGAAGAGAACGCCAGGAUCUCCAUCACCUUCUUCCGGCUGUUCCGCGUGAUGAGGCUGGUGAAGCUGCUGUCUCGCGGGGAAGGGAUUCGGACCCUGCUGUGGACCUUCAUCAAAUCCUUCCAAGCACUGCCCUACGUAGCUCUGCUUAUAGUGAUGCUAUUCUUCAUAUACGCUGUCAUCGGUAUGCAGAUGUUUGGUAAGAUAGCGCUGCGGGACAACACAGAGAUCAACAGGAACAACAAUUUCCAGACGUUCCCUCAGGCAGUGCUGCUGCUCUUCAGAUGUGCAACAGGUGAAGCAUGGCAGGAGAUCAUGCUGGCGUGCUCGCCCAAUCAGCUGUGUGAGAAAGGCUCGACCAAUGAGAACAACAUGUCCAACGAGGACUGUGGCAGCCAGUUUGCCAUCAUUUACUUUGUCAGCUUCUACAUGCUUUGUGCCUUUCUGAUCAUCAACCUGUUUGUGGCCGUCAUCAUGGACAACUUUGACUACCUGACACGUGAUUGGUCAAUCCUGGGGCCACAUCAUCUUGAUGAAUUCAAGAGGAUCUGGGCUGAAUAUGACCCUGAAGCUAAGGGGAGGAUAAAGCACCUGGAUGUGGUGACUCUGCUGCGAAGAAUCCAGCCUCCUCUCGGCUUUGGAAAGCUCUGUCCACACAGGGUGGCCUGCAAGCGUCUGGUGUCAAUGAACAUGCCUCUGAACAGCGAUGGAACAGUGAUGUUCAACGCCACACUGUUUGCCCUGGUCAGAACCGCACUCAGGAUCAAGACAGAAGGUAACCUGGAGCAGGCCAAUGAGGAACUUAGAGCAAUAGUGAAGAAAAUCUGGAAGAGAACCAGCAUGAAGCUCUUGGAUCAAGUAGUGCCCCCUGCUGGUGAUGAUGAGGUGACAGUCGGGAAGUUCUACGCUACCUUCCUCAUCCAGGAAUAUUUCCGCAAGUUUAAAAAGAGGAAAGAACAAGGGCUGGUGGCCAAGGUGGCCCCCAAAACUGCCCUCUCUCUGCAGGCGGGCCUGCGGACAUUGCAUGACAUUGGUCCAGAGAUUCGGAGGGCCAUCUCUGGAGACCUGACCGUGGAGGAGGAGCUGGAUAAAGGCCUGAAGGAGCCUGUGUCGGCUGCAUCCGAGGACGAUAUCUUCAGGGUAAAGCGUACGGGUGGGUUGUUCAGCAACCACGUCAACUACUACAACCAGAGUGAUGGCCGCAGUUCCUUCCCACAGUCCUUCACUACCCAGCGUCCCUUGCACAUCAGCCAGAAGGGCUCCCCUUGCGAAGGCGAGAGCCCGUCCCACGAGAAGCUCAUGGACUCGACCACUUUCACCCCUUCCUCUUACUCUUCAUCAGGCUCCAAUGCCAACAUCAACAAUGCCAACAACACUGGCAUGGCCGGGGUGGCGACCCAGGGAAUCAGUCGAUUCCCAAGCCCGUCCAUAAGCACUGUAGACGGGCACACAGGACAGCCGCUCACCCCCAUCUUGUUGCCAAGAUCAGCGUGGUGCUUUCCUCCAAAGAGGACGUAUUUUUAUGACACCCUCAUGCGCUCGGACUCAAGUGACAGUCGUCUGCCAAUCAUCCGAAGAGGUGAGGGGUCAAUGGAGGAGACGUAUGAUGAGAGCUACGGUGAAGACAGGGAGUACCACGAGGAUGACCACUCGCUCUCCUCUGACAUGCUGGUGUAUCAUGAUGAUACAUGUAAGCAGUUGACUCCCAUGGAGGAAGGAGAGGAUGCAGAAGACAGAAGAGGAGGAGGAGGAUGGCAGUCUCCCAGGAGAGUCUUCCUCUGCCCCACUUCUCUGGGGCGGAGAUCGUCCUUCCACCUGGAGUGUCUCAGGAGACAGUCAAGGCCAGAUGUCUCCCAGAAGACGGCUGUACCGCUACACCUUGUACAUCAUCAGGCUCUGGCAGUCGCAGGGUUGAGUCCUCUGCUAAGAAGGAGUCACUCACCUACCCUCUUCAGCCGGCUAUGCUCCACGCCUCCAGCCAGUCCCACAGCCCAUGGCAGUGAUGCCUCCUACCAGCGAGUGCCCUCUCUGAGGCUAGAGGGCUCCAACUCCCAUGAAAAGCUCAAUACCAGCUUGCCCUCUGUCAACUGUGGGCCAUGGUACAGCGACAGUAAUGGGAACAGCCGGGUGCCCAGUCCUAGCCCCAGCAUGUCUGCGUCCAAUCAAAGACCGCGGCCGGUGUCGCUCACAGUGCCCUCACUACUAGGAAAAGACUCCAGCUCACUGUCUCACGGCAGCGCAGGCAGUCUCGUGGAGGCGGUGCUAAUAUCAGAGGGUUUGGGUCAUUUCGCCCAGGACCCGUCGUUCAUUGAGGCGACUAAAGCUGAGUUGGCCGACGUCUGCGACAUGACCAUCGAGGAGAUGGAGCACGCCGCCAACAACAUUCUCAAUGGCAACAGCGCCACAAACACCACAUCUAGCACCUCCUCCACCUCCCAGCACAGCGGCAACAGCAACCUCCUCCCCUUCCACGCAGCAGCAGCAACAACAACGCAGAGGGACCGAGUGGUCAGCGAGGGCGGGGGAGAGGCCGGAGGAACCAGAGGCUCCGUCCACGAGCCGUCCUCGGUGGAGGAGCGGCAGGAGCUGCUAGCAGGGGGGAGGGGACGAGAAGAGGAGGAGGAAGAGGCGGAAGGGAGGGAGGAGGGGCACCACAGAAGCUCGGUUCUGAUUGGAGGAGCGCGUCAGAGGAACAGCGGGCUGUUGGAGGACGAGGAUAUGGAGUGUGUGACGAGUUUGUAGGAGUCGGCUUGAUGGGUUCGAUCGGCCGACUGGCCCCUCUGACAUCAUCAGAGACUGACGUUUGUCAGUGCUGGGUAACAGCGCCACCGCUGGCUCUGUCUGUCCCCGCCCCUCACACACACACAGACACACAGACACACACACACACACUGUCUGCCUCUCUGCCAGACGUAACUGCUCUGGACAUUGGCGGCCAGUGACGCAACCUUAAACACCUGGUUAUGAUUUGGUGGUUUAUAUGAGUUUGUAUGUGUGAAUGUUUGUAGUAAAGUAUACCACACUAUACUCUAUACUAUCUGAGUGUAUGCUUGUGUGUGUGAUCUAUGAUUUUCUCUCUUUGUACGUGUAUGUGAGUGCGUGUGUUCUCCACACGUGUCUGAGUGUGUCUCUAAAGUGCCUCACAGUUUUAUCAUGUCCUCAAAGUGUGAAGAGCAGAAAAGUAGAGACAAGCAAAAAAAAGCCAGGGGAAAGUAGGGAUGAAGGGAAGGUAGAAAGGAAACAACAGAAGCAGGAAGUCCUUUUAUGGAUUUCCUGCAGUCGACGUAGUGUGUUUAUUGUUUUCAUUUCCUCUGCCUACUUUGGUGUUGUGUUAUCGUUGUUUGUCUGGCCGCCAUGAAGCCAGGUAGGGGACAGCAGACCAGCUUGUUGGGGGGGUCAGUUAAGGAUUAAAAUCUGACCGCACCCACUUGAGGUCAAAGGUCAACUCCUCCUUCUUGGUUCACUGAUGGUGAAGCGCUGUAUUGAGUAAACAGGGGCGGGGAAAACCCUGUUUGAAUCUCAUUUCUCUUCCUCUUCCAAAGCUAAGGAACCUUGGAGCACAGCCCUGCCAGCCUGGGGGUGGGAUUAAGGUGACAUGCCACCCCCAGCCAAGGGGGGGAAGGAUUUGAGGGAUGGACCAACAGCCACAACAGGGCUGCUGUAGGGGGCCACGGGCAGAGAGAGACACUCUCUGGCCAACAGGAAGCUAGCCAGCUCUUUUAUCUGCUGGUCAAUAAGACGCCAGCGAGAGACAAACUCACCUCGUCCGUCACCAUGGUCUGGCUUUGCCUCCUCCGCUGCUUUUCCUUGUUUGGCCACGCCCACUUCCUGCCUGAAACAGGAAAUGGGAGGAGCAUUUGGUGGCUAAGCAGAGACAGCGAGCCCCCUUUUCUGCCUCAUACCUCGCCGUUCCUCACUCCUCCCUCUCUCCUUCCUCCCUCCUCUUUGGUUAUUCCACCAUCUGUCUCCCUCCAUCGCUGGGUUUUUGCUUUUUCCGCCCUCAGGAGGUGAGUGUGUCGAACGGCGCAACAGAGAUGGAGGGUGGAGGAGAGAACGGGAGUGACCAAUUGAAAAAAAAACAGACUCUGGGCAUGGAUCUACAGAGGAUCUGUCCGUCAAUCAACCUCACUUCCGUCUCCAAGACCCUCCUCUUCCUCUCAGCAUGGAAUCCCAUUGGAUUUGCUGCCACACACUCUCUCUACAGACCACGCCCACUAUGUAUUUAACAGUUCAAUAUUGUGCAAAACUGGCUAGCCAUGACUAUUUUGUUUUAUAUUCAUGAUGUUAUUGGUUUAAUUUAUCCUUGAUUUGUUUGCACAAUCGGGGUGCUGGUCUUAUAAAUGUAUUUUUGCUCAGUUUAUUUUAGGAGAAUUUUAAGAGGUUUUAAGUAUCGAAGCAGGGCGUAGUGUUUGCGUGCGAGUGCAUAACUAUAUUUGUGCGUGCAAGUGUGUGUCUGUGUUUUAGUACAGGAUGUAUGUGUGUACGAAUGUGUGAGAUAGCGUGUAUCUAAAAGGGGGGUCUUUCUCUCUAUCAGUAUGCACCUUUUACAGAUUGUAUCUAUUUAUUUAUUUAUUUUUCCCAGAAGAGAAAAAAAUGUGUGUGAGAAUGUGCGUUUGUAUGUGUGUGUGUGCCUGUGUUCGAGUGGUUACUUAUGUAUUCUAAAAAGCUGAUUUUAAGCCUAGACAGUAAAUUAAGGUAGCAUUACAAGUAUGGUAUUGUAUGUGUGUGUGUGUGUGAGUGCGCAAGGGUGUGUGUGUGUAUGUGUGUGAUAAUGGGCCUCCUUAACACAGGGUUACCAUGGACAGGCAUGCUUCCAAAGCUUUGCGAUUUCUUUAGCACGGUUUUUACUUUUUAGCCAAGCUGCAGAGUCAGAAGCCAUUCUAUCUUUGAAAAUUAGUCAUCGCAUAACUUUUCUUCGUUUUUCUGUUUAGAGGUAGUUUUGCGUAAGGUCUCCAGCGAGGUCAGAGUGACAGUUAAGUUUACAGUGGUGACGAGUUUCGGCAUUGCAGCUUGGCCAGAAGGUAACAAGCUGUUUGGCAAUUGCUGCUUUUAUUCUUUAUGGUGGAUGGUCGCUCUGAAUGGUAGAAGCACCAAAUUCGUACUGCCACAGUGACGCCUCGUGAAUGAACUGGGGGAUGACGCCCCGAUUGCUCAGCUGUAACACACCGUAAUCACAUGAUUUCAUCAUUUAAUCGUAGUUUAAACUCCAAAUGAACUAUUAGGGCUGGUGUACAGAUGCUGCAAGACUUCUGAAUCACAUCUCUUUGUCUGAGGUCUGCUCAUAUCACAAAACAUUAUGAUUUAUUGUCAUUGUUAGAAAUAAAACAGUUCCCUGUCUGUAAUAUAAUUUACCGGUAAAGUACUGAAAAAACUAUACUACAGACAGGACAUUUACUGGUAAUUGAUAAGAUGUGAUAAUUGUUUGGUUAACGUGAUAAAUUAUUGGCUAUAGAUCAGAAAACUGUCAGCUUGGAGGGAUGUUGCGUCCUGGAUGAUACCCUGGUGUGAUUUUUGUCUUUUCAUUUUCUUGUAAUGGAUUUUAGGUAGCAUGCUGAAAAUUUUUUAUUGACCUUUCUCUAUUAUGGCACAGUUAUGGACCUCAGGCCUCCGACAUUAAACAGGGCACAGGUCUCUCUUUGGUAUUGUAUCUUCUCCAAAAAAAACAUUCCUAAUGUCAGUAUCACAUCCUUUGUACCAAUUGUCACAUUUAUUAAACGACUUUAUAGUAUUUAAAAUUGAAAUUAUUCAAUUCAGCUUUCUAAAAUGUUAUGUAACAAGUUAUGCUAGCCACUGAAAAAUUGGAAAAACAUAUGUUGUUACCACCACAAUCCCAAUGCAAAUUCAACUAGACACUAGGAAAGUAUUGAAAGUCUGUAUCUUACCAGUCCAGUGCUAGAGAGAAAAGAGAAAAAGAUUUUUCACUAAAGUCAAUUUUAUGUUAGGGUUACAGCAUUAAAAGCAGUACUUUUAAACUAUUUUAUUAGCUCUAAAACAAUCCAUAUAUGUUGCAAUAGCCUUGGACAAUUCAGGAAACUGUUGUUUCAAAAGACAAAUUCUAUAAAUUAUCUCUAAGAAAUCUCAUUUUAGACAUUGAAUCUCCCCCCGACACAUGUCAACUUAUAGCCAUUAGCUUUCACUUUAAUUUACCAUUAAGGACUAACUGCUGAGCCCUCAUGUUAAGCAGAGCAGGUUUGUGGCAGGGAAGGGUAUGCAUGAACACACUGCCAUACACUGCAUCCUGUGCCAGUAACAGACUUCUGACAUUAUUAUGCAAACUAAAUGUGAAUGUUGAACGUGUUUUUAGUGGCAGUGCUAUUGUUGUUUUGUGGUUAUGAUCAUACUGCAAACCCUGAAGAAGUCUGUGUUGUCGAAGGAAUACCCUCCCUGACAUUUAGUCUGUUGUUUUUUUUUUUUCUUAUCCAGAAUCCUGGCUUCAUAAAAUAUCUUCAACAUUUCUAUCUUUCUUUCAGUCAUUCUAAAAGCACCUCAUUAAAAUAGUUCUUUAUUGAAAUAACUUGGUACCAUAAGCUAACUACUUUACGGCUAGUGGCUCAGUGUCAGUAUAAGCUGCUGUUUUUAGUCAAACUUUAAGUCUAAAAGUUAGGAAGGCAUAUUUAGGUAUGGUCAAGCAUGUUCAUGUGUGCGCAGGGAAGCAUCUGGGUUCAGUGUUUUAACCUUCAAGUUAGCACAAUCUCACUUUGUGCAGUUUGUUUCCACACUCUGUUGGGUCAGCCCUGGUAAAGUUCAUUUAACCCUGAAUUUGAAAGACAUAAUGAGUUUCCUCCUGGUUAUUUAUGCUGAUUUACAGAUUACUACUAGGUCUAAAUUCUCAAUAAUAAAUGUAACCAGCAGGCACCUGAAUUGUAAAGUAGUAGUUUUUGCAUCCAAGCUGCUACAGAGGAGCCAGUGAAUGUGUCUGCUUUAUACCAACCAUUUUAUCAGCCAGUAUAGCAACAGCUAUGAAUGUCACUCUUUCAAGGUAGUUUUGAUAAGAAACCAUGUAAUGAAUGACAAUAGUUACUUGAAUGAAUCAAUGAAUUAUCCAACACAGAACUCUCAGACUUGACCAAGUUAAAAUUAGGAUGGGAAGAUUUCCACAAGGCUGUUUUCUAUCAUGUAUGAUCAUAGCCUUAAGAUGAAUAAUCAAUAGUCACAAAAACAUUCAUAAAUGUUAAGUAUCAUCUCCAUCUUUGAGGAUAAAAGAACAUAGAUAAUGCAUUCAGUUCAAAUCCUUUACUUUUGUGUUCCUAAUAAAUGUUCAUUUACAUAUUAUAGACACGCAUACUCAUAUAGAGUAACCCUGCAUAUCAGAAGUGCCAAACCAGGCUUUGUUGUGUCUGUUUAAAGGCUCUUUGGUUUCAAAUGCAGGUGAGAGAGAUUCAGAGGCCUGUGGUGCCCCCGUGUGGAGCAGCAUUGCCGUUUUUAUGUUAUAUAUAGGUUAGCAUGAACUAUGAGGUGUUGCGUAUAUGGUAUGAGUGGGUGUAAUCCUGCAUCCCACAAGAUAUGCAAAAACAAUGCAAUAACUAUGACUGUAUACAAGGUUCCCGAAGUAAAUAUACUUGUGAAAGUUUAAAAAAAAAUCUAUAUCAUGACAAUGUAUUUUUUUCUGUUACAUUUUUAAGUAAACUCAGUGGUUUCCAUGCCAGAGAAACCUAAUAUACUUGAAAUCAGGUACAUUGCAGUGCAGUAUAGUAACAAUGUAUUUAUUUAUCUUUCUCGUGCCAGGGUGUUGGAUCUUCAUCUGCGGUCAAAAAUGUGUAUCGGGACAGCGACAUGAAAUUGGUGUUUUUGCUCGUGGUUUAACAUCCAGCCAAUGGAGACCCAGAAUUAAAACCUGAUUAUUUAUUUUGAUGAUUCAGCAGCAACAACAACUAACUUCACCUCCCUGACUCAAUAUGUUUUUGACUGUAUCCCUUUCUCUCGUUUAUUUCCAGGUAGUUUUUAAAUGGAUUGAGCUACGUGGGUGUAACAUCAGUAUUGCAUGAGGUUCACAUGUUGACAUUGAGCGUGCCGGGUUUUGCAGUUGAUUUGUUUUUAUCAGGUUAAGUAUCAUAUCACAUUAUGAUAGAGUAGCUAUUUCUAUUUAGUGUACAUAUGAUUAAAGUCAGUAUUUCUUGGACACCAGUGGAGGGGUAUUUGGAAGGUGAUUUUGCAUAUGUUGUGUCUUAGUUCAUUUUCUGAUUCUUAACCCUGAGAAGGACAAAGCUCAUGUUUAUAUGAUUGUUGAAAGUUGAGAGAAAAAGCAAACUACAGUAUUUUUACUCAGUUUAGACAGGCGCCAUUUUUUCUUUGCCUAUGUGUUGCCAUAGUCUCUGUCUUCAACUUCUAUCUUUUCCUUGUCUGACAUGUGGAAGAUGGACCAGUGGGGAUAAUUUGUAUGAAAUGGGCCAAAUUACCCAUCAUUAGUAUUUUUUUAAAUUGGGGGACUCACAAGAUUAAAAGAAGAAUGGUAGAAAAUUGCUUAAUACUACGUUUCCCAUAAUUCAACAAAAACAUCUCUUCAAUAGAUCCUCCCGGCCCAUAUCUGUUAAACUCACUGCCCUCAAUUUUUAAUGCAGGCUUUCUGUUAAAAAAUUGUAGUCUCCACACCCAAUAUGAGAUUACCCUGAUGACAUCAUUAUGACAUCAUCAGAGUUAUUUUAUCAGAUUUGAACAAGCUCCUCCUGAGUCACAGGAGACAUUAUACAACUGUUUUCACAGGCUUGGAUGUACACCUCAUGGUGUAUUAACUGACCUUGUGUAUGUGUAAAAUCUGUGGAGUGGCCCUUUAAAACUAAUUACAGGUGGUGAUGAGACAGUUCCAGAAAGUUGUUACAAUACAACAAAUAAAAUAUUCUCUUUCAUGUCAUCUUAAAGUCACAGUUUAAUUGACAUUGGACAGCGCAUGUCUUGCAUAAUUUCCUGUUAGUAUAAAAUGGUUAAGUAUGCUGAUUUCUUUAAUAGCAAAUGUAAAACAUAUACUAUUAAGAUUGGUAUACAGUUAUACUGGUACUAGUAGUGUGUAGUAUGGAAUUGGAACACAGCAUGAGUGUAUGUUUGUCUGUCCUGCCAGGAGUAGUCAUUUUAAACAGCUGACAUUUUGACUAAUUACCUGGAAAAGCACAGGUGUAACUAAUAACCUUAAAAAUUGAUUAUUUCCAUUUUGGUGUGCCAGUAAACCAGCAGGCACCAAACCACAGCUGUGGAGCUGGAAUCACUAAAUGGAAUGUAGCCAUUAUUAAUGACAUUAGUUACACCUGUGUUUUGCAAGUCACGUUGUCCACCAUGAGAGAAGUCUAUGUUUAUGUACCUGUGGUCUCUGCCUCACCGUAGAUAGUUAUUAGCCAAUUUAUCAGGCUGCUAAUCAGGCUGAUAAGCUGCAGCUGCUGCCUCUCUGGAUCUCCACCUAAAGCUAGUUAAACUAAAACCACACCCCUCUGCCGUUCAAAUUCAAAUCAUUUCCUCAAGUGAAAGCAAGAUAGAGAGAGAAUAGACGGAUGACAAUCUAGUUGACAGUUGAUGACAAUGGGAAGCAGUGGGUGUUUGGUCUGAGUAAGAACGUUGGAUGGUGAGUAUUUUUUGGGAUUGUAUAAGAUUUUAUUUCAUCAUGUUUGAAUUUCUGGAUGAAGUUCUGACAUGGUGAAUUAUAUAUCCAAGUAAUGCUUUAUGUGUUUCUCUCUCUAGGGUUAAAAAGUACUGGUCCUAUGUGAAUGAUAAUAUCUUUUGUCUCACCACUAGCCAAUGAUUGUAUAUUUUUUAUACCCUAUACCAUUAAAUAGCAAGAUAUAUAUAUAUAACAUAUUUAAUCACUGUAAUGUUGAGUAAGGAACAGACAGGGCACCUAUUGGGGAAUGUAGUUAUCGAAAUAUUGGUUAUGAAGAUGUGUUAUAUAGGCCUACUGACUGAGGGUGAGUAUGAAUUUCUUGAACAAAGUCCCACUUUAACUGUAUUUUUGACCAAAAGGAACCAGCAGGGAAUAAUGUAGUUAUAUUAACUGAAGAAGAAACAUUGUGUGUUUGAGCUGAUGGCAUAUACACGAUGGGCUUUUAGGUCGUUUCACAACGGGCUUGGAUGAUUCCCAGACUAUGGCUUUUCAGUCCAUACAAAUAUCACUUAAUUUAAAUAUCAUUAGCUGCAGAACACAAAUAAGACCACUGAAAAUCUAUCCAUUACCAGUACUUUGACUCCAGAAGUAGGAGGUUCUUUGUUCAGCUUUUAAAGACACUAGUGUAUAGAAGUGAAUAUUGUUAACUAGCCUCAAUUUCGUGGAGUGCGCUGAAAGACAUUAACCUACCAGUAACCUGUCAGUGCAAGUCAAAAUCUGGACAUUUUCCUACUGUAGCACCGAGACACCUGUCUCUCUUUCACUAGUCCAACAUAAGCAACACACAUAUACACUGUACACUUUUUCAAAUGCAUAAUUUAAGCUAUUAAAGACAUCUAACCAAAAAAAUCCACCCAUCGAGGACUAGGUCUCUCUAUGAGCGAUGAAAAUCAUGUAGCUUCUAUUUUUUUCUUCCAAGAAAGGAAUUAGAGGACUUGAACUACAUCUGCGUAGAGAAGUUCUCAUUGAAUGCAGACAGGGAAGUAAAAGAGUUCAGCAUCUGACCAACUAAAUUAUUCUGUGUGGUUAUGCAGCAAUGAAAAAAGAUGUGUUGGAUUAUGCAUAAAUGUUGUCAGAAUUUUGUUGUGGCAGAUUUGAUCUAAAAAUGCUGAAUUUAUAUUCUGCAUCUCGACUGUGGCAGCGAUGAAAACUGUUGUUUGUGUGGAAGAGCUGCUGCUUAAUACAUCGGUAUUAAGAAAAGAUGUCAUCCAACAUGCUUUAACAAAAAUAGUAUUUUACGCACAGAUACUAUUUAAAUGUACUAGACUUGUGUGUUUAUCCUAAACUAGACACAGAUAUGUGUUACUUAUCAAUUUAUCAGAGAGAGUGAGGCUGGAAAGCAGGACUUGUGUUAGUUUUCCUGUCUUGGUCACUCAUAUUUCCUCAUGUGGAUCUACCAUCGUUGCAACAGAUGUACGUUAUAUUUUCUUGUAAACAGAAGUGUUUGUCGAUCAUUGUUUGAUCCUGACAGAAAUAUUUUAAGAGCACUAUUUUCAAUAUAGAUUUUUAUUUUCCUUUUUUCUAGGUAAAAAUCAGCAUAGCCUGUCGUAGGAAUCUAAUUCAAUCUAAUUAAAAUGAACGCUUUGGGAAAUGGAACAGAAAGUGAAAGAGAGAAUAUAUAUAUACACACACACACACACAAGUUUAUAUUGCAAGUGUCUUCUAUUUUAGAUAUUAUUAUUAUUAUUAUUAUUAUUAUUAUAUAUAUAUAUAUAUAAAAACUAUAUUUAAAUUCUAAGAUAUUAAAAGAUAGUUUGGAGCUGGACUUUGCAGAGGAUCAAAAAGAAUUUUGUUCUUUGAGGGGAAAUGCCCAGAUCAGGUUCGGAGGGGCCAUACUGUUAAACUCUACCUGUGCUGUACUUUUCUGUAUCGGACCCAGAGGACAAAUGUUUUAAUGGGUUUACCAUCAGCUGAAUGUUUCCGUGAGGUUUACAAAUCAUUAUCGAUAAGUUUCCUUCAUGUGAAAAUUUGCCUUUGUCUGUUUGUUGCCAGUGUAAAAGCAGAAUUUUAGGGAGAAGCGUGGGAUUACAAUGAUCUAAUUACAAGAUUAACGCGACAGUGGUACAUUUCAUGAAAUAAAAGUGACACAUUAUAUAGAUACUUCUAGAAUUUAGACACCUGAUGGAUUCAUUUUGAUUAAUUAUCAAGAAAUUAGGCAUCAGGCUGGGAGAUUAUUUUUUUGUGAAAAAUCACAUUCAAGGAACACAUUCACUUUACAGCCUGCAAAAUUUAAAUAAUUAGAGGUAAUUGUAUGGAUUUUGGAGAUAAACUUAUUCCAGUGUCACAAAGUUUUAAAACCAUGAUCAGUAAUAUUGCAUAUUGUGCUGCACUGGCUCAUUGUACCACUCAAACACUCAUGCAAAGGCAUGCAAAGUCUUCACCCAUCAGUCUUGGGGAAAAUUUGAUUUGUUCACUCGAGAUGGUGGUGAGGAACAAAAAUCCUGGGACUGGUGAGCCCUAAAGUGAACCAAAUAGAUGAUAUUUGAUGAUAUAGAUUUAGAAAUAACAUGUUGGAUAGUUGGAUAUAACUCACCCAUUGUGUAGCAGCACCUACAGCAGCACCCCUAUUUAGGACGACUGUUAGUAUUGUAAGGACCUCGAAAGCCUCAUUGUUUAUCACUCAUUCCUUCUCUUACUGUUAUUUGUACACUUAAUAAUAAAUCAUAAAGGGGAUCCCUGUUUGCACAUAUUAGAAUAUCACAAGUCUUGACAUAGAGAUUGCUCUUUGUGUUUCACUUUUUUGGAGAAGAACGCUGCACCCACAACCUGUUGAUUGAGGAGUUUUCUGUACCAGCUAGUGUUUCUUACAGUGUACUUUCUUCAGGAUAUUACUUCAGCUAACGACUCUCAGCUCUGGAGGCGUGGCAGCAGCUUUGCAAUGCAGACUUUCUGUCAGUGGUUCUGGUGUUAAAACCGCUCGUCCUCGGUAGAACCAUGAAUGUCUCUGCCUCCCUGCAUCUGCUAGUUCUCUCUGACUUUAGUGAUGAAGAGCUAAUUAACGUUGCACCAUGAAUGAUAGAUUUCAUCCAUUGAAUGUAGGACACAGUGAUGCUCAUACUGGUGUACUUACAUAUACAAGUAUUUGAAAGUUAGAUUUCAGCUACUGGUUUAUGGAUAUUUUCCUUUUGUUUCUUUCUCUUACUUUUUUUUUAAUGGAAGAAAAUGUUGGAAAUUUUAGCCAGCUAUCUCAGUUUUGAACACCACAGACAUAAAAGAUCUGAUUUGACCUCAAACCUUGAUUCCGCAUGGUUUCGUCUUGCUAAGAAAGCCACAUUUGAUCAGAGUUAGGAACAAACAGGUCUUGUAUGCCUGUGUGUGUGCAAGUGCAGCUAUAAUGAAGGACUUGGCCCAUCGCAGAGCAUCGGCAGUGUCAUGUACAUUAUCAGUGUUUCCUUCCAUGAGUUAUUUCUUGCUGGUGUGGAAACGCCUCUUUAACAGCAUUAACAGCAAGGGCGUUAACUAAAUUUUUUUUUUUUUAUCCAGGUGGGGUGAUCCCGGCCUUUUGCCAGCCUGGCAAGUCAAUGGCAGGGGAUCCACAGCUCCAUAUACAAUAGUGUUUAACGAAAAGCUUUUCUGUUCCUUGUUUACUGGGUAAAUGCCAGGGCUGUGUAGCUCUGUUCUCCACUGGUCAGUAGUGUCUAAUGAUCUUGUUUGUAGUCUUAGUUCACUACUCAUGCAAAGUGCUAAAGGGCCUUUGACAGGAUUGAGCUGUUUGUUUGUUUUUUGUUUUUUUUUCUGCCGGAGAGAAGUCUGUUAUUAAUCCUCAAGUUUUUAUUUUGUAUGGAGAGACGUGUUCGCACAGAGACCAAUUUGUUGUAAUAUUAGUAGUGACGCUACUGUUAAAUGUAGUAUUUAAUAACAGCACUAUUUAUGGUCAAAAAAUGAAUUAGUGUGUUAUUGUACUUGCGGUAGCUUUGGAGGCAGGUGGCCAUUUUGUAACUGGGUUCUUUAACAUAAGCCACUCCCCCUCAACUGCGAGGGAUUUCAUUGGUUCUGAGGUUGCUAAGUGACACUGGCCCAAAAUCAUUUGGUUUCCUCAGUUACCAUUUGUCUCCUUGGUGACGACUGCAUGGUCUCACAGUUGACACACCCUUUUUUUCUUCUUCUUCUGCUUCUUUCUUUUUUCUAAAGGAGAGUUCUUGAUUAUUAUUUUUUUUGUUCAUUCAUUUCAUUUUAGAUUUUAGAAAGGGAAAGAAUACAAAUCAAAUAAAUCAGAAUAUUAAUUCAAUCACUUUUUCUACUCCUAUUUUCAAUAAAAAGUGAAACGAAAAACCAAACAAAAAGUUGAUUUGUAAAUAAGUAAUGUACAGUUUGUAUCUGUAACUUGUCAGUCUGUCAUUGGUGACAGAGUCUGUCUUGCUUAUAACGCACGCUACCAGUAAAUAAAAAAAAAAAAGGAAAAAGUAUAUUUAGACUGUAUGGUCCCUUGAAAGCAAGUUUUAAAUUAAUAUCUGAUGUAUAUUCCUGUAACAUUGCAUUUUUAUCUGAGGAAUGAUGUUAUUAAAAAAUUGCAAAUAAAUUGCAUUUCCUACA
Molecule: messenger RNA, 22067 nt
Organism: Siniperca chuatsi (mandarin fish)
Lineage: Eukaryota; Metazoa; Chordata; Actinopteri; Centrarchiformes; Sinipercidae
Gene: cacna1c
Product: calcium channel, voltage-dependent, L type, alpha 1C subunit
Exons: 54
Coding region: 3521-10693 (2390 amino acids)
Biological process (GO): calcium ion import across plasma membrane
Cellular component (GO): voltage-gated calcium channel complex; membrane
Molecular function (GO): high voltage-gated calcium channel activity
Source: RefSeq, a predicted model, not a curated record